Tuber melanosporum (Perigord truffle) is the source of this 405-nucleotide messenger RNA. RefSeq lists its product as uncharacterized. The record is from RefSeq and is a predicted model, not a curated record. Bases 120 to 344 code for a protein of 74 amino acids. The transcript has a single exon. Gene Ontology annotation, biological process: proton transmembrane transport; proton motive force-driven ATP synthesis. Gene Ontology annotation, molecular function: proton transmembrane transporter activity. Lineage: Eukaryota; Fungi; Ascomycota; Pezizomycetes; Pezizales; Tuberaceae.
AGUUUAUCAAAUUGACCUUUUAUUAGGUGUGGUUAUAAUAUAAUUUAAAUAAUGUAAAAAAUCAUCAGGUGUCUUCAAAUUAAGCAGGAAAUACUGCAAUAACAACUUUUUUUUUUGUUAUGAUUCAAGCUUCAAAAAUUAUAGGAACUGGACUUGCAACAACAGGUUUAAUAGGGGCAGGUGUAGGUAUUGGUGUAGUAUUCGGUGCAUUAAUAUUAGGUGUGGCUAGAAAUCCGAGCUUAAGAGCUCAAUUAUUUUCAUAUGCUAUUCUUGGGUUCGCGUUUUGUGAAGCGACUGGUCUUUUUGCGCUUAUGAUCGCGUUUCUUUUAUUAUAUGUUGCGUAGUUAUUUUUCUUUUGGUAUUUACUUUUGCUUUUAAUUUGGGUUUAACAAAGUUAAACCUAAC